AUGAACAACCUCAGCUCCCUCUGCAAUUCCACAAUGAAGCUUCCUUCAAGGGUCCUAACCCUCAGGAACGCAUCAGUUGUGGGGUUCAGACAUUCGUAUAAUACCCCUUGUGAUCAAAAGCUUACUUGCAAGAGCAAAGCUUCUUUCAGUUUCAAUCAAAACUCUCAAUUCCACGCGUACCCUUCUCCAUUCUUAGCCUUUCAAGGCGUUAUCUACAAUACACAGAAGUUGAAUUGCUUACCAAGUUCAAGUUUUGGCCUACACAAUACGGUUUCAAGGCCUUAUGGUGUCCCUGUAGAAGCUAGUGCGGUUGAAACCGACAAGAAUCCCGAGAGACUUUGUGUGGAAAACUGCAACGACGAGAACAUUGUUGGAGGAGAAGUUCCUGGCGCUGAAUAUGGAAACAGUAGAGCAUCACAUGAGAGCGAAAUUGACAAGGAGGCAUGGAGUUUGUUGAGAGAUACAGUAGUGACGUAUUGUGGAUUCCCCAUUGGUACCGUGGCUUCAAAUGAUCCAGGUGAUAAGCAUCCUUUGAACUAUGACCAAGUUUUCAUUCGCGAUUUCGUGCCUUCGGCUUUGGCUUUCUUGCUUAGAGGUGAAGGAGAGAUUGUCAAGAAUUUUCUCCUCCAUACUUUGCAGUUGCAGAGUACGGAGAAAACUGUCGACUGCUAUAGUCCCGGACAGGGCUUGAUGCCGGUAAGUUUCAAGGUUAGAACUGUACCUCUUGGUGACAAUAAGUUUGAGGAAGUGAUAGAUCCAGAUUUUGGUGGAUCAGCUAUUGGCCGUGUUGCACCAGUGGACUCCGGACUGUGGUGGAUUAUAUUGUUGAGGGCAUAUGGGAAGAUCAGUGGCGACUAUACAUUGCAAGAGAGAGAGGAUUUUCAAGCAGGGAUUAAAAUGAUCCUCAACUUGUGUUUAGCUGAUGGAUUUGAUAUGUUUCCAUCUCUGUUAGUCACUGAUGGAUCCUGCAUGAUUGACAGAAAGAUGGGUGUUCACGGUCAUCCCCUUGAGAUCCAAGCUUUGACUUAUGCUGCUCUGCGAUGCUCUCGUGAGAUGCUGACAGUAAUUGGAUGUUCCAAGAAUUUGAUGACAGCCAUCAACAAUAGACUCAGUGCACUAUCAUUUCACAUUAGAGAAUACUAUUGGGUGGACCUGAGAAAAAUCAAUGAGAUAUACCGAUAUAAAACAGAAGAGUACUCCAUGGAUGCUACCAACAAGUUCAAUAUUUAUCCUGAACAAAUUCCUUCAUGGCUUAUAGAUUGGAUACCUGAAGAUGGUGGGUAUCUAAUUGGCAAUCUACAGCCAGCUCACAUGGAUUUUAGGUUCUUCACGCUUGGUAACCUCUGGUCCCUUAUUUCAUCACUGGCCACUCCAAAACAGAACGAAGCUAUUCUCAAAUUAAUCGAAGCUAAAUGGGAUGAUAUCGUAGGACAUAUGCCUCUCAAGAUAUGCUAUCCUGCAUUAGAGAACGAGGAGUGGCGCAUAGUUACUGGCAGUGACCCAAAGAACACACCAUGGUCCUUUCACAACGGUGGAUCAUGGCCAGCACUUCUUUGGCAGUUUACAUUGGCAUGCAUCAAGAUGGGCAGAAUAGAACUAGCACAGAAAGCAGUUGGUUUGGCAGAGAAGAAGCUUUCAGUUGACCGUUGGCCUGAAUAUUAUGACACCCCAAGUGGGAAGUUUGUUGGAAAACAAUCUCGACUUUAUCAAACAUGGGCUAUUGCUGGUUUUUUGACCUCUAGAAUGAUGUUGGAGAAACCAGACAUGGCUUCCUUGUUAUUCUGGGAGGAGGACAACGAGCUUCUUGAGAAUUGUGUUUGUGCUCUUACUAAAGGUGGCCGCAAAAUAUGUAGUCGUGAUGUUGCUAAAUCUCAGAUACUUGUGUAAUAUAAUAUUUUUAACUGAACACCAUUGGUUUCUGUACAGCCACGAGUUUAGAGUAGAGUAAUUUAAGAGACCUAUAAGCAACAUUCAUCUUGGAAGUUCGUCAUACAAAUAUGUAAUUUUUCCAAUCAGUAUUCCAAGUUGAUUGGUAUUGAAAGUGGGAAUAGGAUCAAACGAGAACAAUAUAAUAUAAUAUAUAUUUAUAUUAUAUUCUCUUUGACCCCAAUGCCUUUUUUUUAUAUAUAUAUUCUCUUUGACCGAUAAAGAAUAAAUGAAAAAUGAAAAAGUAAAGAAAGAAUAA
Gossypium raimondii (Peruvian cotton) is the source of this 2185-nucleotide messenger RNA. RefSeq names its product alkaline/neutral invertase A, mitochondrial. Gene Ontology annotation, biological process: sucrose catabolic process. The transcript has 6 exons. The record is from RefSeq and is a predicted model, not a curated record. NCBI's taxonomy places the organism in Eukaryota, Viridiplantae, Streptophyta, Magnoliopsida, Malvales, Malvaceae. Gene Ontology annotation, molecular function: sucrose alpha-glucosidase activity; endo-alpha-N-acetylgalactosaminidase activity. Bases 1 to 1887 code for a protein of 628 amino acids. Gene Ontology annotation, cellular component: mitochondrion.